AUGGCUCUUCAAAAACAUCUCCUCUCAUUCGUAGUCAUUCUUCUCUCAUCUCUUUCAUGUUACACCACUGUUCAUGGGGAUCCACCCCAUAAUUAUGAUCGGGCAUACCCUUUAUUUUUUGGCCCCAUUGACGAUGGUACGUUUGAGAACUCUAUCAACCUUGAGCACACCAACUUUAGGUUGAAGAAGGUUGAUGAAGUGCGUAGUCUUAGAGCUUCAGUUAAGACAGUUAGUGUAGAUGAUUUUGGAGCUAAAGGUGAUGGCAAAACAGAUGACACAGAGGCAUUUAAAAAGGCUUGGGAAGUAGCUUGUUCAUCAUCUACAAUAGCUGUUUUUGUGGUGCCCGAGAACAAAAAUUAUCUUGUCAAGCCGGUUACAUUCUCAGGGCCUUGCAAUUCUGUUCUUACAAUGCAGGUCUAUGGAAUCAUUAAAGCAUCUGAUUAUCAAUCCGACUACAACGAAGACGGAAGACACUGGCUUCUAUUUGACAAUGUUCAGAAUCUAAUGGUUGAAGGUGGUGGGAUAAUCAAUGGAAAUGGGGAUAUAUGGUGGAAAAACUCUUGCAAAAUCAAUAAAGAACUUCCAUGCAAAAUUGCACCAACGGCGUUAACCUUCUACAACUGCAAGAACCUGACACUGAAAAAUCUGAGGAUACAAGAUGCACAACAAAUUCAUGUUUCGUUUGAGAAAUGUGUGAAUGUUGGAGCUUUUAGUCUCACGGUCACUGCACCAAAGGGAAGCCCUAAUACUGAUGGAAUUCAUGUUGCAAACACUCUAAACAUCCAUAUUAAAAGAUGUGUUAUAGGGACAGGCGAUGAUUGUAUUUCUAUUGUGAAUGGGUCCAAGCUGGUGAAUGUCACGGAUAUUACUUGUGGACCAGGUCAUGGUAUCAGCUCGAUCGGUAUUGGAAGCUUAGGAGCUGGAGGUGCAGAAGCUUAUGUUUCAGAUGUGACAGUAAAUGGAGCUAAUCUUACCGGAACUACAAAUGGAGUCAGGAUCAAGACAUGGCAGGAAGGAUCAGGAAGGGCACGCAACAUUAAGUUUCAGAAUAUCCAAAUGAAUAGUGUGUACAACCCUAUAAUCAUAAACCAGAACUACUGUGAUCCAUGCAAAGAUCGGAGAACGGUUGUUGAAGUGAAGGAUGUGGUGUACCAGAAUAUAAAAGGCACAAGUGCUUCUGAAGUGGCUAUAACAUUUAAUUGCUGUAGCAGUGUUCCAUGUCAAGGGAUUUUGUUGCAAAAUGUCAACAUAAAAGGUGACAAAGGUGAAACAACCAAAGCCAUAUGCAACAAUGUCAACUUCAAUGACAUUGGAGUCGUUUCGCCAAAAUGCCCUUAA
Messenger RNA from Cornus florida, 1338 nucleotides. RefSeq names its product polygalacturonase-like. Bases 1 to 1338 code for a protein of 445 amino acids. Lineage: Eukaryota; Viridiplantae; Streptophyta; Magnoliopsida; Cornales; Cornaceae. Gene Ontology annotation, molecular function: polygalacturonase activity. The transcript has 9 exons. The record is from RefSeq and is a predicted model, not a curated record. Gene Ontology annotation, biological process: pectin catabolic process; anther dehiscence; fruit dehiscence.